Molecule: messenger RNA, 4206 nt
Organism: Mycetomoellerius zeteki
Lineage: Eukaryota; Metazoa; Arthropoda; Insecta; Hymenoptera; Formicidae
Exons: 13
Coding region: 39-3695 (1218 amino acids)
Biological process (GO): signal transduction
Molecular function (GO): 3',5'-cyclic-nucleotide phosphodiesterase activity
Source: RefSeq, a predicted model, not a curated record
AUGGUGGGUCGCUCUCCAGCCGGGGCAGCACCACAGAGAUGCAAUGCGGUCUGUGCGCCGUCGUCGCUGGUCUGUUCCGCCGGGCUAUGUGUAUUGCAGGCAGCCGACGCGGCUCCGGAGAAUCCUGUUAUCAGGAACUGGCCACGGAUAUGCAGGAGCGACGACACUCGCAGGUGGAAGAUGCAGAAAUUGAGCUGAUUAAAGCAAGCGAAAUCGUGAAGAGAGUGAAAAACGUUGAAGCGGAAGAGAGGCGGACUGGCGAGGUAACGGUGAACAGCGAGGAACAGAAUGCGGUGUUUGUGUGUAUUUCCGAUAGCAGCUUAUUUCGUAAUUCUGGUGCAUCGACUACGUUACCAGAAGUCCGUAAUGGAUCAUCUACGGCGGAAGCCGCAUUCAGACGUUUAUCGGAUGCGGAACAAAUUCUGCUGGAGAGUCUGGACAUCGAUCAAUAUAGACCCAGGCAUACUGGCCGAUUUCUGACGAUGCAUAAAAGACGACGUAAGAAGCUUACUACCAGAUCCUUGAAUCAGGAACCAGGUAUCUUGGAUGAUAUCUUCCACGGGCUGGUGCAGUGCGUGUUACAAAGAGCUGGAAACUGGCGCUUUAAUGCUUUCACGCUGGAAACAGUCACAGGUGGUCGUUCGCUGCCGGUAUUAUGUGUCCAUCUCUUCCAUUGUUAUGGUCUUUUUCAAUACUUCAGUUUGGAUGUUGUAACAGUAUGGAAACUAUUUGCUUUUAUCGAGGAAGGUUAUCACAGUACAAAUCCUUACCACAACAGUAUACAUGCUACGGAUGUCACUCAGGCAAUGCAUUGCUUCCUCCAAGAAAAAAAGAUUAAAACACAUCUAACCAAUUUAGAAAUUAUGGCUUCCUUGAUAGCGGCUGUAACGCAUGACUUAGAUCAUCCGGGUGUUAAUCAACCGUUUUUGGUCGCAACGAGUAAUCAUUUAGCUGCGCUUUAUCAGAAUACUUCUGUUCUCGAAAAUCAUCACUGGAGAUCGGCUAUAGGAUGUCUUCUAGAAAGCGGUGUUUCGGCACAAUUACCAGCCGACGUGAGAUCAGAACUUCAACGGCAUAUCAGUUCAUUGAUCUUAGCGACAGAUAUUACAAGACAACAAGAAUUUCUUACGCGUUUUAGGGAUUAUUUGAGCAACAAUUCACUUGAAAUGAAACGCGAGGAAGAUCGUCAUUUCAUCCUACAAAUUGCUCUAAAAUGCGCAGAUAUUUCCAAUCCGUGCAGACCGUGGGAUAUAUCUAGGAAAUGGUCUUAUAAGGUUUGCGAAGAGUUUUUCAGACAGGGCGAUUACGAACGUCGUUUAAAUCUUCCAGUAACGCCAUUAUGUGAUCGACAUACUACUAGCAUCCCAAAAAUUCAAGCUGGUUUUUUCAAACACGUCGUUACUCCUCUCUACGUAGAAUGGCACCGUUUUCUCGGUGAUGGUUUGAGUGUGUCAUUAAUGGAAUAUUUAAAGAUGAAUCAGAAAAAAUGGGAAUCACUGAUCAAUCAAGAGGUAACUGAAGAAAAAGAAACCGACAUUUCUGAAUUGGAUGAACCUGAAGGAAUCAUUAGUUCGGGCGAAGAAACGGCCGCUGAUGAAGAUUCGGGCAGUAUUGAUUUGCUGAUACCAGCAACUUAUGUGCAAACAGCGCGAAUGCCGACAUUGCCAGGACGAGUUGGACUCGAUCGCGUUGGUAGACGUCAUUCCGUUCCUCUAAGUGUAUCGAAAUCAUUGCACUUACCUUUAAUCCAGCCCAAUAGAAGAGAAAGUAUGCCGAUCGAACAAGCCAAAGCGAAAAAUCAAUUCUGGAAGAUGGAAGAUCAAAAUUUAUUGGGGCCGAGUUCAUUGUCUCUAUUGUCUUCCAAAAGUAAUACGAGCGAGUCAAAUGUUAGCGUUGUUGAGAGACCAGUUAGCGCAGAGAAUCUCUUACCAGAGACAAGUAUAGCCAGUAUUACGAGUAGUGCCGAAGCAUCGAAAUUAAAUACAGUUUUGCAAUCGAAUAAUCAGUACAGCGCGCAAACUAAACAACUUACGCGACAACAGACUUUCCCUCCGUUGCAACCAAGUACGAGAAUGAGGUAUAUGUCUGCGACCGCGGAGAUGUCACAAUGUUACAUUCAGACGUUGAUAGAAACUGACAAUUCUUUUAGUUCCUCGACUAAUACGAAAGAAAAAUCAUGUCCAAGCGGUCGGUACUGUUCGCACGAUCCUAAUUCACGUUAUCAAAAGAAAUCCAGCAUAAGUCCUCUUUCUAAAGAAUUACCGAUGGAUAUAUCUAUCAAAAAACAAGGCUUGACUUUGUUGGAUACAACAAAACAGAAACAUACUGUCAAUUCCAUGCGUCGCCAUUCUAUACAGACUGUUCGCACUGAUGAUUCUUUUUCUAAACAUAGAUAUAAAAGGCCUUCUUCCGCUCAAGAUCCAGAUUCCACGCAAAUGUUCUAUGCUACGUUAACGGGUUCUCAUAGUGACAAAAACAAAUGUGUUCCUGACAUGUACAUUGCGGAAUGUAAGUCGAAUUUGGAUUGCAAUACUGAAUUUAAAUGUCAUGAUGCGAAAUUAACGGUUCAAGAAUUGCAAACUACGUUGUUGCCCAAAAAAUUAGAUCAAUCUAUUUCAUCGACUUUGAGCGCAUAUUCUGCACAAGAACCGCGAAGAUAUUCAACUUCUGUCACAGAAUGUAAAACGAUAACGCAGGUCGACCACGCAGGUAGACGAUAUACCACAAUACCCGUGUCUUCUGAGCUUAGCACUCACAAAGUGUUCUUUAUCGGUAGUCCUCCCGAUUCGCCUCCUAAUCAUAGUGUAUCUUCAUCGAGUGAAAGUAGUGAGCCAAAAAGAAGUAUCGAUGAAUCGAAUAAGGAAACUAGUGUUGUCAUUGGCAAUAGAAAGGAAUUAGAUAAUGUGAAAGAUAAAAAUUCGAAGAGCUCAAAGUUCAAUUCCGAUGCGCAAAUGAAGGAAAAUGUUGAUCCCCGAACGAAUGACGACGUCGCUAAAGCAUCCUUUCGUAGAGGCAAUCAGGGAUGGGCAAAAAGACGCGGAUCAGCUCCAGUUGGUCUUCUAUCGAAAUUGGACGAUUUUACUUCAACGAAUACAUCUACCAGAGUUGAUCAUAAUUGCAGACGUGGAUCAGUACCCACUGAUAUUACUAAACAUCAAGGUGGAAGUUGUAACCGGUUAACUCUAGGCUAUCGAGGAGACAAUUUUUCGGAUCUACGAAGAUCUAGUCUUCCGCAAGAGACUGCAUUAGGAAAUCUUUUAGAAAAUGUCCUCACUUUAACUCGCGAACGUGAAAGCAUUUCAAUAAACAACAAUAAUAAUAACAACAAUAACAGUAGCAACCGCAGCAACAAUAAUGGCAUUAGUAAAUUUGAUAGUACCGUAUCCGGAAUGCUUUCUCCGAGACGAGGAUCAAUACCAGCAGACAUAUCCGAAUUACGUCGCGAUCUAUUUAGUAGGAAUAAUCUAAAUAGUAAACCGCGAAACCGCAAAAAAGUUUUAAGAAGACGAAGUAGUGGUGGCCCAGAAAUGUUCACCUGUGGAUCUACCGAUGGAAACGACAAUGGUACGUGGCUCAAAUGGAAAAGAGAAAUAGGAAAGCGCGAUCCUGUCCCCGAAGCAUUUGUCAAACGACGGGGAUCUCUACCCAUAGAGAUGGUGGCUGUUUCACAUGCUGGUCGGUACAACCAUAGAUAAAGGAGGAUGUCGUAACACAAGCGGGAUCAACAUCAGCAUCACGUAGAUCUAGCCUAUGGCGAUUUUAGUAUGCUGUAGAAAAAUAAGGGCCGUCCAUGCAGCGAUUAAAUCAUCACAACAGUCUUUCCUUGAAUUAUCAGUAGUAACAUCAGCGACGAUCGAUUACUGAUUUUUAAAAUUGUCAAUAUUAAAGACAUUUUUAUCGAUUGUAAAUGUGAGCAAGUGAAUUGUAAUUAUAUUUUUCAUGAUUUUAAAGUGUUAUGAGGACGAUAAAUCAAUUUAUACUUGAAGCGCGUGAAUUGAUUAAUAUCGAUAUAACAUGUAUAUUGUGAUAUCACAUGUAUUGUGAUAUGUUCUUGCAUGCGCUAGACAAAUCGAAAGUAGUUGGAAGAUUUUGAUUGUUAAUUGAGAUGUUGCAAACUUAUGUUAUGUGUAUAGGUAUAAUAUUGAAUAUCGAGACUUUAGAUCAUAUAAUCUAAUAAAUAAAGAACAGAGAGAGAGAGAUGGAGUA